AUGGUGGAGUCUAUAUCAUUUGGAUCUGCAAAUCCUCCUAAUUCAUUAACUCAUGCGCAAAAUAUUAAUCCACUACUAAUAGGAGUUGAUCCAAAUGCAGAUAAAGAUUUAUAUCUUCAAGACACAGCUUGCAUAAUAUGCAAAUCUGAAUUCGGUAUAACAAAGCGAAAGUACCGAUGCAAAUUUUGUUGACGGGGUGUUUGCUCGAAAUGUUCAGAACAAAAGACUUACCAUCCCAUAUUUAAUAUAGCUAAAAGAAUUUGUGACGACUGCUUUAAAAUAUAUGUCCAUAGACUAAGCACUGUUUCAGUUGAGUAUGAAGUUUCAAGGUCAAAGCAAGUAAUUGAGGAGCUUCAAUAUUACAUAACGAACGUUAUAGAAGAGAAAAAAAGAGAUGUGACGAUGGUCGAAGUUUUAAAAGGAAAAUACCAGUUAAUAGAAAAAGAAAUACAAAAUAUCAAAAAUCAAUAUGACAAUAGAACAAAAUUAAGAGAAGCAGUCGAAGAAAAAUUGAAAGAAAAUACAAGAAUCGAAAAAGAAUUAGGAGUGCUUGAAAUUGAAAAUAGAUUUAGAAGGAGAAAAAGCAGAAUAGUUGAAGAUAGAGUGAAUUGGAUAAGGAAGUUAGAUGACAAGCUUGGAAAUGUAAUAAAAGAUAAAAUUUUGUUAUCUAAAGAAGCAAUGAAAUUAGAAGCAACAAUAAAGAAGUCAACUCAAAAACGCAAAGAAAUAGAAGAAAACUACAUUAAUUUGGAAAUGCUGAGAAAUCAAAAAGAAAAUCUCAAAAAGCAAUUAGAAAAUUCGCAGAGGGAGACGCCCAAAAAGUCAUGUUUGGAAUGUAUAAUUCAGUAA
Blepharisma stoltei is the source of this 849-nucleotide messenger RNA. The record is from the annotation of a GenBank genome assembly. NCBI's taxonomy places the organism in Eukaryota, Ciliophora, Heterotrichea, Heterotrichida, Blepharismidae.